Brienomyrus brachyistius is the source of this 1474-nucleotide messenger RNA. RefSeq names its product chromosome 16 C2orf69 homolog (gene c16h2orf69). The record is from RefSeq and is a predicted model, not a curated record. Gene Ontology annotation, cellular component: mitochondrion. The coding region runs from base 1 to 951 and encodes 316 amino acids. The transcript is spliced from 2 exons. NCBI's taxonomy places the organism in Eukaryota, Metazoa, Chordata, Actinopteri, Osteoglossiformes, Mormyridae.
AUGUCAAACAUCUGGCUCCUUACUGCCGGCGUGUCUCUGAUGGUCACGGUUCGGACUAUGACUGCCACAGCUGGAUCUUUCGGGGGUGCUGGGUUGGGCGUUGCCGUAGCGCCCCGUAUGCUCAGACUGGCAGCGGUCCCGGGGAGUCAGCCUCGUCGUACGAAUGAUCUGCUGAUGCUCCGGCCUUCCUGCGCCCAAGAUCAGCGAUCCUCCGAGGACCAAAGUCGCCAUGUCGUUUUUUUCCCCGGGGACAUACAGAACUUUGAGCAGGAGAUGGCCCACCAGGCGGAAGGAGCCCAGUGGCAGCGCUGGAGCUUUGAGCGCGUAGCACUGAUCCUGGGACAGCGAUUCCCCGGUCACUAUAUCUGGGUGGUGCGGGCCGCUUGCAUGUACCUGCACAAGUUCAGCAGUUACUGCAACUUUGUGGAGAGCAACAUGUUUGGCACCCCGGAACAUUCCCCUCACUAUGGCGCCGUCUGCCACUUGAGGGCGCUGCUGAGGCAUGGUCUUCUGCGGGCUGGACUCCUGUCCCCGACCGAUGGCUUCCCACCCCCCGGAUUCUCCCUGAUCGUGGUGGGCUUCAGCAAGGGAUGUGUGGUUCUGAACCAAAUCGUGCAUGAGCUCGAAGCGGCCAGGUCCGACCCGGAGCUGGCCACCUUUCUUCAGCGGAUCUCAGAGCUCUACUGGCUCGAUGGGGGACACCCUGGCGGCAGUGGCACCUGGGUGACAGAGCAGCGGGCGCUGGAGGUGCUGGCGGCCAGCGGGGUGGCGCUGCACGCCCACGUCACGCCCUACGAGGUGCAGGACCCCAUGCGCGCCUGGGUGGGCCACGAGCACCGGCAGUUCGUGGAGACACUGAAGGAGCUGAAGGCUCGCAUCACCAGCACACUGCACUUCCACGAUGAGCCCGCCUCCAUCGACAACCACUUCCGGGUCAUCGAGGAGUUUUGAGGCUCACAGAUAACGGGUGGGGGUUUUCAGGCCGGGACUGCCAGCACACAGGCGUUUUUACUGCGUGUGUUUGCACCAUCUUUAAGCAUGCUACAGAUUGUGGAUGACGCACCAGAUAGGCUCCUAUCUCCUGGCAGGACCUGAUGGGGCUCUAGGUUUCUGGGCUGUGCUUUGGGAGGGGGGCCGCGGCCCACAUUCACAUCGAGUUUGUGGUGGGUCGCAGCUCUAGGGUACAUUCAGGGCAGAGUGACCCAAAUCUGUGCACCGAGCUCCAAGAAGUACAGAGCCCGUUUAGCGUUCUGCUCCAGUUCCAUUCCCGCUGAGGAGAACAAGCCCUUUUGUUUGCUGUUCUGUUUUGUAAUGGCUGUAGUCGCUAGCUGGUAUUCAUCAGAAAGCCUUUGUACUUUGGGCAAACCGGCGACUCCCUGCCACACGGAAGUGCGCAAUCCGGUUUCUCUGUAAACCGAUAGGAAGACCUAAUGUGAACGUAUUACUCACAUUAAACUGGACUGUAGGAAACUUC